GCAUCCGCGUUACAAAAGAUUUCAUAAUCUUACAAAACUCAAAAAAAAAAAUCCCCUUUCACUAUGAUAUAUAUUAUAUAUUAUACAAGUACAGCGGCGGCAGCAACAGUCGUGCUGGGCCAUAGCACAAUAACAUGUGAUACCACUAUAAUAUUAUACUACUUAGAAUUUAAACGGCGGCAAUCGAACGUAGCUGGUAUAUCGUACCUACGGUUUUUUGUUAGUUUUAGUAAUUAUCAUUAAACGUUUUUUUAUUGGCGACGGCUUGCGGUAUUAUAUUAUGUGAAAACGCCAAAUCGUUUGACCUUGACGACAAACAAUUUUUUAAAAAAAAAACUUCAGCUGCGCUUUGGCUGGCGUCCCGUCCCCGGCGACUUAUCGAUUUCCGUGACCGUGAUACCGUUUUGCAGUCUGAUUAGUGAUAACCAGAUACCGCCGACGCUGUAACAUAAUAUAAUAUGACCUCUCGGCGGUUAUUGUGUUUUGUUGUUAAAAAACACACAAACAAAAGCCCAUUGCCGUUGCGUGUAAUCGCACUCGGUUAGCAGUUUCACGAAUUGUGCAAAAAAACGUCAGCCGCCGUCAGCGUUGGCUCGGCGCGCUUGCUCUGCGACGAUGGCACUGUGUCAAAGCAGCAGCUGCUGCCAAUGAUAUUGUCAUAAUAAUAAUUGUAAUAAAACCAAAUAACCGAAAACAACAACUACAACAGCAGCAGCGAACUAUGGUAGGUACACCGUCGUGCGGCUAAAGUCGAAAAGUGUACCCAUAUUAGAGCAGGCCUGGAAGACAACCCGGACGCGGUACGCAACAAUGGAUUCGUUUCUGGACCUGUUCGAUCCGGGCUCGAGCGCGCUGGCCAGCUGCGACAUAUGGCCGGAGGACGAUGCGUUCGCCACGCAACUGCCGCCGGAGCCGCAGAUGGGCAACGUAGAGUACAAGCUCAAGCUGACGAAUCCGUCGAAAUUGCGUUUCGAACAUCUAGUUACACAGAUGAAAUGGAGGCUCAGAGAAGGUCACGGUGAGGCCAUCUAUGAAAUCGGAGUCGAAGACACGGGCAUGUUAACUGGCCUGUCGGUCGACGACAUGCAGUCUAGUCUGUUAACACUCGACCAGAUGGCUAACAGACUCGGAGCCACUACGUCCGUGUUACGCGAAAGAGAAGUCGGCAAAGACAAAAUGGUAGCCGAAGUUUUAGUCAGAAAGGUACCAGAUGAUCAGGAAUGUAUAGAAGUAAUGGUUGCCGUGUUGGGCGGAGCGGACGCUGGAAAAUCAACGCUGCUUGGCGUUUUGGCUCAUGGAGAGUUUGAUAAUGGACGAGGUAGCGCACGGUUAAAUGUUCUUAGACAUUUACACGAACUUCGAUCUGGUCGAACGUCUUCAAUAUCACAUGAAAUAUUAGGAUUUGACAUCGAAGGUGAAGUUAUUAACUAUCAGAAAGCGCGUACCGCCGAAGAAAUACGUGAUCGCUCGUCAAAGCUUGUCACGUUUCUUGAUCUGGCAGGGCACAAGAAAUAUUUGAAAACCACAGUUGCCGGCCUCAGCGGCUAUUGUCCACACCAAGUCAUGCUAGUCGUCAGUAGUCCCGCCGUGUCUUCUUCUAGCGCUACUCCUUUGGACAUGACCAAAGAACAUAUGGAUUUAGCCCUGGCGCUAAGGCUGCCGUUCUGCAUUGUCGUCACCAAAACAGACAUUACGCCGGCAGAUAACACGUUAAGUUGGCUAGAGUCUAUAUUGAAGUCUGUCGGUAGCCGUAAAGUUCCUUUGGUAGUCCAAACAGAUGAUGACGUCAUCACGGCUAACGCAGCUCAGCAAACGCAAAACGUCGUACCAAUAUUCACAGUGUCCAGCGUGACCGGCAAAGGUCUGGAUUUGUUAACUAGGUUUUUGUACGUUCUACCGCCGAGUAUUAGCAUCAAAGAAAAAGAACGUUUGGAACAGGAGUGUUGUCAGUUUCAAAUUGACGAAAUUUUCAAAGUGCCCGACAUCGGCACUAUUGUCGGGGGCGUUCUCACACAGGGAGUUAUUAAUAUUGGUACAGAACUAGUCGUAGGUCCGUUCAACAAUGGAAAAUUUGCACCCGUCACUGUACAAUCGAUCCACAGAAAUAAAGCGCCUUGUAGAGUAGUCAAGGCUACUCAGAGUGCAUCGCUAAGUCUGGAACAGUCCGUGCCUGGCUUGCGCAAUGGAAUGGUGCUAUUAGGAUCGGGCGUAAAUCAUCAAGCGUGCAUGUUUUUCCAAGCCAGAAUCGUUGUACUGUACCACGCCACGUCCAUUCACAACGGUUUCCAGACGACAGUUCACAUAGGAAAUAUAAGGCAAACCGCCGCCAUCGUAGCGAUCAUGGAGUGCGACAAACGGGGAAUGCACACCAACGACACUGCGUCGGUAAUAUUCAAAUUCGCUCGCCAUCCGGAAUACGUUACUGAAGGGAUGAGGCUGUUGUUCCGAGAAGGACAAACCAAAGGCAUUGGCAGAGUCACCCAAGUGUUUGCCGUACAAGUGGAAGCGGCAUAAACUAGAAAUUUUAUUUUUAAAAUUGAACGAUAUAAAUUUUAUAGUGUAACGUUUAAAAAAGUAUGGUUGUUACUUUAUUUUGGCUGUUAAAGUUGUGGCCAGGUUUUACGGGGGCGCAUUAUUUGUCGAACACGGCUAAAUUUGAUUUCAACUGUAUAAUAUGACUUGUUAGUUAUUGUAAAAGUGCUAAGUACAAUGUAUAAAAUUAAAGGAAAAUUGAACAUUAACAUAAAUAAUACAGUCUUAUACUUUAGUGAACCAAAACGAUACUCGUUGUAUACUUUUAAAAAAUGGAGAAGAAAUCACGUGUCAAAUGAUUUGCAUUUGUCAUUUUUGUAGUUUUAUUUCUAAUCAAACUAUUUGUUAGGUAGUUAAGUUUGAUUCGAAAAUUUGCAACAUUAAGUACAGUUCUAAAACCAGACCAAACUCCAGUACCAAAUUUCAGUUCAGUUCAAUUUUACUUCAAACAGUUUGUUACGUCACUGUUUCUAAAAAUUAAAACAUAAUAUGCAAGACAUGAAGGUGUUUUUUUUAACUUACUUUGGUAAUACUUACCAACAUAAUGUACUUACCAACCUGG
Molecule: messenger RNA, 3094 nt
Organism: Adelges cooleyi (spruce gall adelgid)
Lineage: Eukaryota; Metazoa; Arthropoda; Insecta; Hemiptera; Adelgidae
Product: GTP-binding protein 2
Exons: 8
Coding region: 811-2514 (567 amino acids)
Biological process (GO): translational elongation
Molecular function (GO): GTPase activity; GTP binding; translation elongation factor activity
Source: RefSeq, a predicted model, not a curated record